Molecule: messenger RNA, 525 nt
Organism: Rhinocladiella mackenziei CBS 650.93
Lineage: Eukaryota; Fungi; Ascomycota; Eurotiomycetes; Chaetothyriales; Herpotrichiellaceae
Exons: 3
Coding region: 1-525 (174 amino acids)
Source: RefSeq, a predicted model, not a curated record
AUGACUCCAACCGGUAAUCCUAGCGCAAUCAGAUCCAUAUACCCAAGUGCACCUUCGAGUUCGGUGGUAAUUUGGGAGAGCGGGGUCUGGGCAGCAUCAGUCGCCGCUUACCGCCUCAUGUGUCAAACCUCUCCAGACGACGAGCUAAGCCGUGCCGAGCGAGGGCAAAUGGAGCACGGCAGAAUUCUCGACCUGAUGACAUCGACGCCGAAGCCUCUUUUGAUUCACAAUCAGAACCACACCCAUGAUGAGUUCUGCCCUCUUCAUCACGAAACCCUUGAAAGGAAUCGUGGUAGCGUUGCGCUUGAAAAUGUUGACGAACAACGUACCACCAAUGAGCAAAUCGAAGUUGGACAGCCAACGAGCUUCCAGAGUCAAGACAUCUUGGGGCUUGGAGCCGGACUCGAAGCAAAUCAAGGAGAGAAAAUAUCAGAGUCCAUUGAUGAGGCAGAUCUUGGAGAGGAAGAUACUCCCGCACCGCAUGAGGAUAAGAGUGGUCCCAUCAACGACGAUGACGACCCAUAA